CCUUAAAAGGAGGGAUCCUACUCCCAUUCUCCCCAAGACAAAUCAACUUUCUUUAUCUUCGUCUUAUUUGUCUUGUUUAGUUCGGUUGGUUCAGUUUCAUGGCAAUGAAGUAUAGGUGCACUCUUGUAGUCCUGAAGUCGUCGAUGGCCAUGCUACUUGCAGCAUUGGCAUGCAUCUGGACAGUGAGGCUCACGCGGUCAUGGAAGCGAUCUUGGCAUGAGGCCGAAGACAGGGCUAGCACCACCGUGUUCAGCGAUUCCGGUCUUACUGUGGUGGUGUAUUGUUUCCCAGUUCUAGCAGUGGCCAGUUUGGCCUAUGUCUACUUGCACCUCACUUCGAAAACUGAUCAGGAAAGUAGGAAGAGACGGUCGGUACUGAUGGCCAAUUUGACAAACCCAAUCACGGUGAUGAAAUGUUCGAUCGGGAUAGUUUCGACUGCAGAACUCCUGAUUGCAACCCUGUUCAUCAUAUUUCUGGCAUGGACGUACUACUCCAAUGUUUCCAGUUCUUUUAAGAUGAUGACACCCUACAAGUCCCUCAAACUCAAUAAAUGGCAGCUAAAGAUGAUGUAUGUGGGUGUUCGAAUCGGUUCGUUGAGCGAAGCAUGUUUGGUGCUCUUGUUCUUGCCAAUUCUGAGAGGGAUGGCAGUGUUCAGGGUGUUUGGAGUUCAGUUUGAAGCUUCAGUGAGGUAUCAUGUUUGGAUAGGCAAUUUGAUAAUACUCUUGUCACUUCUACAUGGCAUCAUUGUGAUGUUCAUUUGGGGUGUUAAGAAAAGCUUGUUAAAGGAGAUCGUAAAAUGGCAAUCGGUAGGGCGUGUUAAUAUCGCGGGUGCGAUGGCCUUGACCACUGGCCUAAUCAUCUGGAUAACAUCACUUCCACAGAUAAGAAGGAAGCAGUUCCAACUAUUUUACUUGACUCACCAUCUCUACAUAGUCUUCAUCCUCUUUUUCUUGAUUCACGCCGGAGAUAAGCAUUUCUAUUUGGUGUUCGCCGGCGUUCUUCUCUUCGCGGUAGAUAAACUGCUGCGAAUAGUACAGUCAAGAGGAACAACAUCACCAAUUUCUGCGAGCAUUUUGCCCAACAGAGCACUGAAACUCACUCUCCUGAAACAUCCUUGCAUGGGCUACACUCCGACGAGCAUCAUCUUUGUUAAAGUUCCGAUCGUAUCGAGGUUUCAGUGGCACCCUUUUAGCAUAACUUCAAGCUCCAACAUGGACAAUUCUGAGCUUUCAAUCUUGAUCAAGAGCCAUGGUCAGUGGACUACUGGCCUCUUCAACUUACUGAAUUCAGUGAUCGAUACAGGCUCCAGCGACCAUCUUAAGGACAUUCAGAUAGCAGUCGAAGGUCCUUACGGUCCUGCGACCUUCGAAUACCGAAGGUACAAGAGCUUGGUGUUAAUCGCAGGAGGUUCGGGGAUAUCUCCUUUUCUGAGCAUUCUACAAGAUAUUGCUUCGAGAAAUGGCGACAUGAACAAGAAUCCGAUCAAGGUGCAAUUGAUAUAUGUCGUGAAGAAGGUCGAAGACCUCAGCAUGCUCGCUGUGAUCUCCCCCUUGUUGCUCGAAAACCUGAAGAUGAAACUGUUUGUGACCCAAGAAAACAGUCCACCAGUCACGGCAGAAAAGAUUCUACAAGACUUGUCUCUUCAGAUCAAGACAAUUGCAUCCAACAAAGCUUCCUCUAAAGGUGCUCUCUCAAUGCCUGAAGGAUUGCUGUGGAAGGCAUUGAUCACAGCGGUCUCUUUCGCAGUGUUCCUCGCUUCUCUUAUCAUCUUGAGCUAUGUUUUCCUACACCAAGAAAGCAAAUCCUCGUCUAAGAAGAAGAAGGAUCCGUCGUGGAUCGGGGAUCUAUUCGCUCUCUGUUCUCUUACUAUUGCCGCGAGCUGCUGCGCAAUGGCUACAAUGAUCUCAAGAUGGAAGAGGACAGUGAGUGAAGGUCAACAGGUACCUCACAGGCAAAGUGUGUGCCAUGAAAAUACAUCUGCCAAAGUGCAAGGCACAGAGAGGCAUGAAAUAGAGUUUGGCAUUAGGCCAAAUUUAGUAGAGAUGCUUGAUGAGAUUGAAUUUGGCACAGAAGAGGAAGAAGUAGGCAUCUUUGUGUGUGGCCCUGCUUCCAUGAAUGAGUCGGUGGCUUCAUUUUGUAUAGCAAACAGACAGUGCAGGAAGAAGGAUCAGAGAAAACAAAAAUGUAACUUCAAUGUUCACUUCAUCAACUUUUCGCUGUGAAGCUUUAGUAGAAGAUGAAAACGAUCGUCAGGGUCGAGAAAUAAGGCCUUUAAAUCUCAAUUGUCGAUAUAGUUAAUAGGUAGUUUAUGGCUACCAAACUGAUUUCCUCAACUAAGGAAGCAUCUUGUGAGUUGCUUGUAAGAAACCAAUAAAUAAGAAUUGUGGUUAUAAAGUUUUAGAAUGAAA
Molecule: messenger RNA, 2408 nt
Organism: Zingiber officinale
Lineage: Eukaryota; Viridiplantae; Streptophyta; Magnoliopsida; Zingiberales; Zingiberaceae
Product: ferric reduction oxidase 8, mitochondrial-like
Exons: 8
Coding region: 99-2222 (707 amino acids)
Cellular component (GO): plasma membrane
Molecular function (GO): oxidoreductase activity
Source: RefSeq, a predicted model, not a curated record